Messenger RNA from Marasmius oreades (fairy-ring Marasmius), 1222 nucleotides. RefSeq lists its product as uncharacterized. The transcript has 14 exons. The coding region runs from base 1 to 1083 and encodes 360 amino acids. The record is from RefSeq and is a predicted model, not a curated record. Lineage: Eukaryota; Fungi; Basidiomycota; Agaricomycetes; Agaricales; Marasmiaceae.
AUGCCGGACAACGAGAUGCAAUAUGUUAGACUCGGCCAAUCAGGCCUCAAGAUCUCCAAGAUUGUGUUUGGAUGUAUGUCCUAUGGCACGCCUGAAUGGCAAAAAUGGGUUCUGGAUGAAGAGGAGUCGAUGAAACAUAUCAUGGUUGCAUAUGAUGCUGGGAUCAAUGCUUUCGACACAGCCAAUGUGUAUUCAAACGGCCGUUCUGAAAUCGUUUUGGGAAAGGCUAUCAAGAAGUACAACCUUGAUCGCGAUAGGAUCGUGGUCAUGACCAAGGUUUACUUUGCAGUUGGGGAUACACCUGACUUUGUAUCUCUCGGCAAGACCUCUGAAGCCCUUGAUCAAGCAGGGUAUGCAAAUCGUCGUGGAUUGAGCCGUAAGCACAUCUUUGAGUCUGUCAAGCAUAGUUUGGCUCGCCUUCAAUUGGAUUAUGUUGACCUUCUGCAAUGUGCGUAUCUGCGAAUUUUACUCCCCCGUCAAGCUGCGUAUCGUUUUGAUAUGAUAGGCCAUCGUUUCGAUACAGAAACACCGAUCGAGGAAACCAUGCAAGCUCUUCACGAUGUUGUACAAGCGGGGUAUGUCCGUUACAUCGGGAUGUCUUCAUGUCGUGCUUGGCAGUUCCAUGCGAUGCAGAACUACGCUAUCAACAACAAACUGACGCCUUUUAUAUCCAUGCAAAAUCACUAUAACCUCGUGUACCGAGAAGAGGAAAGAGAGAUGUUCCCGACUCUCAAGUACUUUAAUGUUGGCUCCAUCCCUUGGUCUCCACUGGCUCGAGGUCUUCUCACCCGCCCCUUGUCGCAGCAAACAAAGAGGGGUGAGACUGACCGGAUGAUCAAGGGAUACUCUCCGGGUGAAAUCGUCGACCGUGUGGAAGAACUCGCCAAAAAGAAGGGCGUCACCAUGGCACAAAUUGCAUUCGCUUGGGUUGCCAAUAGGCCAGGUGUAUCGGCACCUAUCGUUGGAGCUACAUCCCUGGAUAACUUAAAAGAGUUGAUUGCUGCCAUCAAUAUUAAGCUGUCUGAUGAAGAGGUACAGUAUCUCGAAGAGACUUAUACGUCGAGAACUCUCAUGGGUUUGUGAGGUGUGCAAGACCGUGGCUCGGACAUCCCGAUGCUCAUCGAAAUGUACUUUGUAAAUAUCAUUUAUGAUUACGAGGGUGCCUUGAAUACUCGUUUCUGUUCAAUUACAGGAAUGUAGAGAGUCUAAACAUUGAAUAUUG